GAACUGUCAAAAUGAACCAAUCGUGGAUUGCGUGGAAUGGCCCAUAUCAGGAUUAUGUUAAUGGCUUCUGCGCCUCUGACCCAUAUCUGGUCCAACCAGACCGUAAGCCUCUUAGAUGUGGAAUUUCCUGGGAAACCCGCCUGGUCAAUAUUCGGGCUAUCGAGUUCGGCAAUGAUCAAACCGACAAGCUCCUUCUGUUGCCCCUUCAAGGGCCGGUCUCUCUGGCUAAGCAUUUGGCACAAAAUAGGAAAGGUGGUAAACCUGGACGAACGGCGUAUGUGUUUGAGAAUAUGAACAGAGACGUUGCAACAGUUCUUGGAAACCACUUUCAAAUGCAUCAUUCUUUGUUUACCAACUACGAGCGAACAGUGACAGCUUCAUCCACAAGCGGUGGCUCUUGCAGCGUGCUAGCCUCGGGCCUCGCAUUGCAGCAAUAUCUCUCCAUGUCACCUCGCAGCUUGGUUACCCUACCGAGUAGCCUUAUCAAACACGCUCCCCUCAGGUGCUCGGAGACAGGAAGAUAUGUAAGUCUGACCCGAGUCAAUGGUAAACUUGAUAGUGUUGGCACUGUAAAGCGCAAAUGCUUUGUUUGGAACAAGUUAUCAGAAGAUGGUUGGACCAACAUAGUUAUAUGCGACCCAGUCUUAAGUAACGUUGUGACAAGGAAUGAGGCUGAUGGCAGAGGGCACGUUUUCCCAGUCGGUCAGCAACCAGCUGAAGGAGCUUAUGUCGAUUUCUUUGCCUCGGAUAUUGGAAUCACGGCGAAACCCGGCCCGCCGAAGACCAGUAUCGCCGACGAUCUGUGCUAUUAUCUCGCAAGCUAUUCUUCGCUGCCAGGCCUGACUUGCGAAACACCGGACAUUGUCUCCUUGUUCCUCAAGAAAAUUGUCGCCAGCCUCUACAUGACGCAUCUCGAUCAGUUACGUAAAACUAUUGCUCAAUCACAGAGCCCGGUGCGAUGGACCUCUGACUUUGCGAAAUUGGACCUGGCAGCAGUCGAGGCGAAUUGGAGUGACUGCCAGACUUUGGAAACGAGGCUACAACUGCACUGCCUGGACUUGGAAGGUAUUCUUGUUCAACUCCGGCUCCCCCUUGAACGUCCGAACCCUCGAGAAAUAAAAUCCUGGCAAGACGUGGCGGCCGAUUUCCAGAUGCUUUACCACCAGUACAAUCAUGCCCGAAGCUGGGUCGAGAAACUUAACUCCUCCAUGACUGCCCUGACCGGCAUAGCGGGUAACAGACAGGCAUUCAGAUAA
Fusarium oxysporum Fo47 is the source of this 1256-nucleotide messenger RNA. RefSeq lists its product as uncharacterized. The record is from RefSeq and is a predicted model, not a curated record. Lineage: Eukaryota; Fungi; Ascomycota; Sordariomycetes; Hypocreales; Nectriaceae. Bases 12 to 1256 code for a protein of 414 amino acids. The transcript is spliced from 2 exons.